Molecule: messenger RNA, 2884 nt
Organism: Owenia fusiformis
Lineage: Eukaryota; Metazoa; Annelida; Polychaeta; Sabellida; Oweniidae
Source: the annotation of a GenBank genome assembly
GGUUUUUAGACUUGAUUCGUCAGUUGCUCAGUUCACGAAUAUAAACAUUCACUUUAACAGAAGACUAGUAAAGAAACUUGAGUUGGCAACAUAAUAAAACGAGCAAUGGCCGAAAUACCUCGCAACACUUUCGGGACUUGGGACUAUGUGAUCUUUGUCGCCGUAUUAUUAGUUUCAAUCGGAGUUGGACUUUUCUUCGCAUUUACUGGUGGACGCCAGAAAACAAAUAAUGAGUUUCUCAUGGCAAAUAGGCAGAUGAACGUGGUACCUGUUGCAAUAUCAAUGGUGGUUACCAUUAUAUCUGCUAUAACGUUAGUAGGGACACCAGGGGAAAUGUACACAUAUGGCAGUAUGAUGUGGCUCUAUGCUCUUGCAGCCGCCUUUGGGUACAUCUUAGCAGCCAUUCUGUUCGUUCCCUUAUUGUAUCCGCUUAAGCUGACAAGCGCUUAUGAGUACUUGGAAAUCCGAUUCCAGUCUCGAGCUGCCAAACUUGUUGGAACUCUAAUGACACUUACUAAUGCGAUAUUGUACAUGGGUGUUGUGAUGUACGCGCCAUCUACAGCCAUGGAGAUAGCAACCGGUUUUCCGAUAUGGAUCACAUUAAUUGUCCUAUUUGUUGUGUCGACGUUUUAUACAACAUUGGGUGGAAUGAAAGCAGUUGUUUGGGUAGAUGCGUUACAAUCUGUGGUCAUGCUUGCAGGAAUGAUGGCAGUUGCAAUUCAGGGUUCUAUACGAGUCGGUGGAAUUUCAAAGGUCUGGAGAAUAGCUGAGGAAAAUGGUCGCAUUGACUUUUGGAAUUUCAAUCCAGACCCUACCAUAAGACAUACUUUCUGGACAGUCGUGGUUGGUGGUAUGAUGGAUCUACUGGCCAGGACGGGCGUUUACCAGGCAGCUGUACAGAGAUAUUGUUCAGUACCAACCAUGAACAAAGGCAGGAUAACUACAUUGCUGAAUGUCCCAUUUAUGGCCCUUAUAUGGUCUGUAACAUGUCUGGCUGGUAUUGUGAUGUUUUCGUACUAUGCUGACAAAGGGUGUGACCCAUUGAGAGCUGGAUAUGUCAAGAAUCCAAAUCAGUUAAUAGCAUAUUUCAUGUUAGAGGUGUUAGACUAUCCUGGUGUAUCAGGAUUGGUAGUUGGCAGUAUAUUCAGUGCUGUGCUCAGUACAACAUCAUCGAUCCAGAGUGCAGCAGCCGCUAUAACAUGGGAGGACCUGUUGAAGUGGAAAUUUGGAGACCUGCCUGAAAUAAAAAGAACUUACGUUACAAAAAUACUCGUCGUUAUAUAUGGAGCAAUUGGUAUGGGCAUGGCAUUCUUAAUGAUGCAGAUGGGUGGCACCGUAAUACAAGUUGGGUUGGCAUUUGUUGGGGCAUCGGUUGGUCCAUUACUAGGCCUUUUUAUACUAGCGUCAUUUUUCCCUUGGACAAAUUGGAUCGGGGCUGUUGUUGGUGGCAUAGUUGGACUUGCAAUACCAUUAUGGAUCAGCUUCGGGUCAUACAUACAUGGGACUCCUGUGCCAUACCUUCCAACUGACAUUAGCAGAUGCCCCAAUGGUACAAUUGUUAUUUCCAAUAUAACAGCUCCAACAAAACCACCCUUGACUGGCAUAAGCAACAUUUACAAGGUUUCGUAUCAAUACAACGGUUCUAUAGGAUGUGCAACUGUUGUAUGUGUGGGACUUUUAGUCAGCUGCUGUUCAGGACUGUUGAAAAACCACCAAGUUCAUCCGAGACUAAUUGUGCCAUUCUUUGAUCGCCUUCUAUGCUGUCUGCCUAAGUCUUUCAGAAGACUUUUGCAAUGUAAAGUGGACCACGAAGGGAAAGAGAACGAUCCUGUAUAUUUCUACAACUAUGGUUUCGAUGAAGGGAAUCAGGUUGCUGCAAAACAGGAGCAACUAAAUGACUUAAAUGAAACACCAUUUCAACAAAAAGAAAGAAACCACUCAGACAUCAAAAACUCUGAUCAACUUGAAAAUGGCAGUUAUGUCAUUCAUAGGAAUAAUGGUAGCGAAAAUAAAAGCUUUGAUAAUGAUACAGAUGACCAAAAUUUCACUCGGUUAUAAUCACGGACUUUGACUAGUCCAUAGUAUGAUGCAUACCAGUUGUAAGAUGGUGUAUGAUUGGUUGGGCUUCCAUAAUAGUAUAGACUUAUGUAUCAUUUAUAUAUUUUUUUAAUAUUUUUAUAUUAUACCUAUUAUAAGUAACCAACUUGUCUCAUAGUCUACACUAUGCAAUGUAAAUGGUGCUUUGUACAUGGGAUCAUUGUCUUUGGAUAUUGGGGAUUUGCUUCCUUAUGACUAACAGUUGGUGCAUGCUUACAUUAACAUAUAUAGACAAAUAAAAAUACUGUAAGUGUCCAUGGCAUAUUGACCUAGAUGGUAUUUCUACAACAUCAAUUGAAUGAGCUAAAUUCACCAGAAAAAUUAAAACAACAUCAUCAUUACUAAAGAAGUGAUUCAAAAUAUUUUCGGUAUCUUGUUUCUGGCCACUCAGAUGUAGUAUUGUAUGAGUCGUCCUGACACCAUGCUAAUUAUGAUUUACAAUGGCAUUAUUUACGCUGAAAGCUAUACACAUGCUGUCUCCUUAAAACCUGUAAUUCUACCACAAUAAUAACAAUGCUGUAAAAGAUACAUGGAUACUCAUAACAAUAUUGUUUUCUUUCAAAUGUUAUGAUAAGUGAGUGAGAAAAUAUUGCAUUAGGUCCUUCAGUUGUAAUCAUAGAUGAGAAAGUAAUAAUGAUAGUUGCAUAUGCAUAUAAGAAUGAAAUAUUCCACAAAAAAUACGAUCAAGACAAGUAUCGCAGACAAUGUCUAAUGUUAAGUAUACAAUGCCAGCAAUACAAGACACGUGUACUAUACGACACAAAUGCAUAAGUAUUAGAUGUACAGC